AUGCAAAAGAAAAUCAUGUGCCUCGUAUUGACAUUGACCGUGGCGCGCUUCGCCGAGUCAUGGCCCCGAAAACCUGAAGUGCUCGAGAAUUUAAACGCAGACUACUCCGCCCAAGGAUUUGAUGAUGAAGACGAAGCAACCAACCCUUUUUCAAAACUACUGAGAAUAGGUGAAGUAAUAAAGAAACCGAUUGUUUUUGAAGAAGAUGGCAAGGAUGUCAAUUUAAAGAUUAUAGGAUCUAAAAAGAAGAAUAGUGAAAGAAAAAAUGAAAAGACCAAAUAUAGAUCUGGUGAUACAAAGUCAUUCUACAAAACUGGCGGUUCGCGUGAACAUGGGGCGUACGACGAUUUGGAUAUAAAUGCUUUAGCUAACGCCAUUGCAGCAACCGCUGCCGUCAUAAAAGCUAAUGAAAACAGAACCUACCGAAGAGGCAACAAAACAAGAGGUUUCCAUCGGGUCCAUCACAAGGACGAAUAUAAGAAAGAUCAAGAAUUCUAUGAAGAUGACGAAACCAAAGGAUCUAUUAAUAAAAACGCCUUGAAUGGGGCUGGCAAGUCACUAGAAGUAAAAGGAACCCUUAACAAAGGUACCUUUAAUCAUGAUCAAAAUAAAGGACUGUACGGCAAAGAAGGAUUUUUAGAAAAUGGUUUUACAGAUACACAAUUCGUCGGUUUUGAUGAUUCACUAGGUCUUGACGCAUCCUUUUCUAAUGAAAUUUCAUAG
Spodoptera exigua (beet armyworm) is the source of this 723-nucleotide messenger RNA. The record is from the annotation of a GenBank genome assembly. Lineage: Eukaryota; Metazoa; Arthropoda; Insecta; Lepidoptera; Noctuidae.